UGAAGACCAACCCAGAUGCGACAAAAAUAGAUGCUACCCGAAGAGAUCCUCCUCGCCAUUAUGCGGCAUCUCGAUCCAUCCUCGCUCUGCCGCAUGGAAUCCGUCUCCCACCGCUUCUACGCCAUCUGCACCGAGUACUCGCAAUCACUCUGGCGGCAGCGAUGCACCAUCACAUGGGGGAUCCCUUCCACAACAUCAGAUCCCGCCCUACCAGGUUACUUCAUCCCACGCGAUGUGGAUUGGAAGACGAUGUUUGAGGAGCGGCAUAACCUGUACACGGGGCAGAACAGGUUCCGGAUGAUUGCGGAUAUCAAUGAUCUGGAUCAGAGGGCGAAGCGGCAGGAGUUGGUGGAUGAACGGAGGCAUUGUUAUGCGAGGAGGCCGAGGAAGUAUAUUUUGCAUUGUGGGCAGCCUACCACUGCUGGCAGUGGCUACGCAGUCAACCUCCGCCUCUGUGGCCCCUACAUGAUCUGGAUCUCCAACACCAACGUCGCCGUCUGCAAAGUCGACGGCCACACCCCGCACAUCCUCGAAGGCCACACCGCCUCCGUCAUCGCCCUCACAACCAACCAACGCAACCUCGUCGUUACCGCCGCCGAGGACGCCACCAUGCGCAUCUGGGACCUCACCACCUUGUCCUGCAUACGCGUCAUGCGCGGCGUCGACGUGCUGGACUGCGCGACGCAUGAGAAUAUCCUCGUGAGCUAUAACAACGAUAAUGUGAUUGAUGUGUGGGAUGUGGAGACGCAUACGCGGUUGAGGAAGAUUGAUGUGAGGAAGUUUGCGGGGGUCGAGCCGUCGGUGUUGACCAGGGAGGUCAAGAUUGCGGUGUGGGGGGACCAUAUUGUUUGUGGGUUCGAGAACACAGUCUUCCUCAUCAUCUCCCGCCUCGACGGCACCCUCACCCACACCCUCUCCGAACCCCGCCACUACCACCGCGAAGAAUUCGACUCGACAUCUUACCCGACCGUGCUCGCCAUGUACGACAAUAUCCUCGUCACCCGGGGGAUUCGCUGUCACGAGAUGUGCGUAUGGGACCUAAAAGCCGGCACACUCCUCUACCGCCUAUCGGAAUCGAUCUCCUUCCAAGCCACGAUCGGGCACCCGAUCCGGCCCUCGGAAGUGAUCACGGACUUUACCCUCGACGCCCGCGGAUCGUUCCUGAUGUGCACGGUCGAGAACGAGGGCGGGGACGUGUAUCUGCUGAGCUGGGAUUUCAGGAAGGCGUGGUUUGAGGAUGACGGGUGGGCGAGUGGCGCGGGGAACGCGGGGUUGGCGACGUGGGGGAACGGGUACACCGGCGCGUGGGGCAUGGGCAAUCUGGGGCCUGGCGGGGCAGGCGGCGGCGAGAGCGAGAUCGUGGCGGGGUUGUGGAGGAAACGGAUGGGUGUGAAGGAGCGGAGGUAUGAGAAGAGGAGCUUGGAGGGCGUUGCGGGGGAGGUGCGGUUUGAGUACACGAAUUUUUGGCUCUGCUACGAAACGUGAACGAGGCCAACACCCCACCCGCCCUCACGGCUCACAACAGCACCACCCGGAUUCGUUCCACCCCGCCCCACUCGGGCCGUCGCCGCCCGCGCAUACAUCACACCGACGCAAAUUGCGGUAUCAAACAGUAGUACCGUCAAGGCAUCCCAGCUGUAAAACACAUACCCCGUCAAACCCGACAGCACCUCUCGGAUACAACGAGGAGGGAAUAAGGACAUCUGUGAAGACGGACGGGACGGACGAGGCGUGGGGGCCCGAAUGUACAUACAUACACACGGCGGAUCCGAUGCACAUACAUACCCUUUGUUGAUUGAGUUUUGGGGGGGGGGGGGGGG
Messenger RNA from Fimicolochytrium jonesii, 1820 nucleotides. RefSeq lists its product as uncharacterized. Bases 31 to 1485 code for a protein of 484 amino acids. The transcript has 5 exons. Gene Ontology annotation, molecular function: protein binding. The record is from RefSeq and is a predicted model, not a curated record. Lineage: Eukaryota; Fungi; Chytridiomycota; Chytridiomycetes; Spizellomycetales; Powellomycetaceae.